Messenger RNA from Protobothrops mucrosquamatus (brown spotted pit viper), 1573 nucleotides. It is a transcript of the gene SPINT1, whose product is annotated as serine peptidase inhibitor, Kunitz type 1. The transcript has 10 exons. Gene Ontology annotation, molecular function: protein binding; serine-type endopeptidase inhibitor activity. The record is from RefSeq and is a predicted model, not a curated record. Bases 1 to 1542 code for a protein of 513 amino acids. Lineage: Eukaryota; Metazoa; Chordata; Lepidosauria; Squamata; Viperidae.
AUGGGCCGAAGUAGGGGCCGGCUACAGGCCGGACUCCUGGUGACUUUGUUUUUUUUACCCGGCCUGGUUCUCGGUCAGGAACAAAAUGGGGACGGAACCUCGUUUGGAGAAAUGUGUCUUGGCCAAUUUACGGCCGGGUUUCCGGAGUUUGUGCUGGACACGAAUGCCUCGGUGGAGAACGGCGCGACCUUCCUGGCUUCGCCGCCGGUGGAAAGCAGCCGCGAUUGCGUCCGCGCCUGUUGCAAGAACCCGAGUUGCAACUUGGCCCUGGUGGAGCAGAGCCCCGCAGGCGAUCCCGACGGCGUCCAGAGCUGUUUCCUCCUCAACUGCCUUUACGACCAGGCUUUGGUCUGCAGGUUUGCCAAGAAGGACGGCUUCCUGAACUAUGUCAGACGGGAGGUUUACAACGCUUACGCGACCAUGCGCAACCGAGGCAACAGCGAUGAUCAGCCGCCUAAACCUAAAGCUUGGAUGGAUGUGAAAGUCCAGCCCAGUAGCGAACCAGUAAUAUUGAAUGGCUCAGAAAGUACUGAUGAUAAUGGAAUUGUGAAUUAUGAAUGGAGUCUUCUUUCUGGUGAUUCCUCGGUGGUAAUGCAGAAAGAGAACAAUAGUAUGAUGCUUUUGAAUCUGAAGGAGGGGAUUUAUAUCUUCCAAUUCACCGUAACAGAUACUGCGGAUCAGCAAAACUCCAUCAACAUCACUGUCACUGUACUUGAUGCUGAUCAGACUGUAGAUCAUUGCCUGGCUCCUUAUAAAGUGGGACGGUGCCGAGGUUCCUUCCAUCGUUGGUACUACAAUCCUGAAAUCGAGCAGUGUCAACAGUUCAUUUUUGGUGGCUGCAACGCCAACAAGAACAAUUAUGUCAGAAAAGAGGAAUGUAAUCUUGCCUGCAAGAAAGUGGAAGGUGCUGUUGAAAAACGUCAAGAACCAAUGUGCAAUGGAGAUUGCCUGCCCUUCUAUUUCAAAUGUGAAGAUGGCUGCUGCAUUGACAAAGUUCUAGAAUGUGACGAAACUCCAGAUUGUCGAGAUGGGUCAGAUGAGAAAUUUUGUGAUUCGUAUAUUCAAGGAUUCAAUAAGUUACAGAAAAUCAAUAUUACUGUCAGAACUUAUUGUUUGGAUAUGCCAGAUACUGGACCGUGUGAAGGAAGUCUACUUCGCUGGUACUACAACCCUUUGACUGAGAAGUGUGGUCGCUUCACCUAUGGAGGCUGUGAAGGCAACAAAAAUAAUUUUGAGCAGGAAGAAACAUGUAUGAAAUUAUGUAGAGGUGUCACAAAGGAAGAUAUGAUUGGGGAGAGAUGGAGAGGAUACGAAUAUCAACAAGCCAGUUUAAGUGCUUUUGAAGUGGCCAUUGCUGUGCUCCUUGGUGUCUGCAUCAUGAUAGUGUUGGUAGUCCUUGGUUACUUCUUCCUAAAGAAUCGAAAAACUUACCGAAGACGUCGUCAGCCCCCUACUGUGGCUAAUUCCACUCUUUCUUCUGUCUUAUCAACUGCUGAAGACACAGAACACCUGGUAUACAACAGCACCACAAAGCCCAUCUGAUUCUGUAAAAUUAUCCUCCAUUUCUGGGAAG